Messenger RNA from Oryzias melastigma (Indian medaka), 886 nucleotides. RefSeq names its product bolA family member 3 (gene bola3). The record is from RefSeq and is a predicted model, not a curated record. The transcript has 4 exons. NCBI's taxonomy places the organism in Eukaryota, Metazoa, Chordata, Actinopteri, Beloniformes, Adrianichthyidae. Bases 113 to 454 code for a protein of 113 amino acids.
CCCGGAUGUGUGACGUCACACCUCGGGUUCAAAAUCAUCUAAGGACAUGACUUGUUAGUGACCGAAGCUGUCUUUCCAGGCGCUGUAACUAAAGAGUCACUCCAUUCUAACCAUGCUGGCACGUUUCUGUAGCAGCACGACGGUCUCUGCUCUCCACGCUCUUCGCGGCAACCGAGUUUUUCUCUUCGGACAGCUGCAAAGAUGUCUGUCAACGCAAACAGACGGAGAGGUCCGCAUCGCCAGCAUACUGAGGGAGAAGUUUCCAUUGGCGUCAUCGCUCAAAGUUAGGGAUAUAUCAGGUGGCUGUGGGGCCAUGUAUGAAAUCCACAUAGAGUCCAGUGAAUUUAAAGGAAAGAAAACUGUUCAGCAACAUCAGCUGGUCAACCAGGCACUUAAAGAUGAGAUCCAAGGAAUGCACGGUCUCCGAAUAUUCACUGAAGUCCCAAAUCAGUAGACUAAGUCCUUCAACUCUUGACACACAUUUUGUUCAUCUUUUGUUCACACAAAUGCAAAGAAAUAUUUGUUGCUAAAUGAGUUUUAUCAUCUUUGACAACUGUACAGUGUUGGAAAAAAAUGUGAAACUGAUGUAAGAUUACACAGAUGUUUUUUUUUUCCUCUGAAAUAAUAUAUUCAACCAGUGAAGGCUGCAAGACGCACAAAAAAAGGCCAGAUAAAAUGUUUCCACAACAUCAAGUCAUGUUGAAACCGUCCCUGUCUGGAGUUUUCUCAGGAUAAGUAUAAACAGAAACUGUUCAGCAACCAAAGUAAACUGCUUAUUAUUACUUUAACAAGUGUGGCUUUAAACCGGGAGGAGAUGUUGUUUUUAUGACCGUCUGACGAAAGUGUAUCGAUGAAUGUCAAAUAAAAAUGUGAUUCUAUUCUGAAA